AUGACUACUCAGCAUGUAGAAGAGUUAAUCUGUAGUGCUCGUAAACUAUAUGAUACAGAAGAAUAUCUCGCAGCGCGUGCGCUAUAUACUCAACUCCUUGCUUCAGAUCCGUUUGAUGCAAGAAUGUGGCAUCACCGAUCAAACGCUCAUCUGAAGCUUGGAUAUCCUGAGUUAGCGUUUACUGAUGCUGUUCGUGGACUUCAGCUUCUCGAUGAUACGCUAGCAAAGAAAACGUUAUCUCGGGAAGAUCAAAAUGACGCAGUACUGUUACGACUUGACGUACUAUAUACCUGUCUACUUACUGCUGAAGCUCUAAACAGUUUUCAAAUGGCACUACAGUAUAUUGAUCGGCUAUUGGCCAACGUUCAUUUACUUUCGAGUGAUGCGUGCAAAGUGGUUCUCGAAAAACAAGCUACUCUUCGAAACAAGAUCAGUCAGAGAAUCAGCACACUGCGCGGUGCAAAUGUACCUUCAGGAGUCUCGAUUGACACUAUUUCAAACUUGGGUACCAUGCAUGUAGUGAAAUACCCAUGGGACGUUUCCGAACCUUUCACUGCGACAAAUGAUUUGGAGGCUGAGCUGAAAGAACUUAAUAGCGCAUUUGAACCAUUCGCUCCGAAAUUGAAGAUCGUUCCUAUGCCUGACAACCCAGCACUCUACACUCCAGAGCUCACAUCAUCUAUAUCAUUUUCCAAAGUCGAUAGACCUCAGUUGGGUAUCAUAGCACGAAAGAAAAUCAAACCAAAAGAACGAAUCUUAGAUGAAGCGGGCAUCUUCGUUAACAACGGAUUAUAUGGUCCUAAAUGCAAUUAUUGUAACGGUGUCCUAUCGAUCUCGGCGAGCAACUCAAACGAAAUGCACAAAACAACGUGUUCAGGAUGUGGAGAACGCUUUUGCAGUGUUGAUUGUCUCCACUCUGCUCUGGAAACUUACCACAAAGUUCUUUGUGGGCGUGAUAUUUCUCACAUUUUAACGUUACCAAUAUCGAUGAGUCCAAACUAUCCUUGUUACUGGUUGAGCCCGUGUGUUGCGCAGCACGAACAUUCAAAUGUAAUCUAUCCAUUUUAUGUAACUGCAGAUCAAACAAAGAAGCUAACAGAGCGAUUUCAUUCCAAUGAAAACCUUCGCUCAUUGCAUUUAUUUCCAUUACCGAUAGUUCUGAACCGUCUUACUGCAUGGUGCAACGAUCCAAAUAAUCAGGACAUCACGGCUAGGGCAAACAGUAAAGAACAUGUAGAGCCAAGACCAAUCAAUUUUGGAGAGCAUGAAUUAUGGUAUAGAAUAGCAGCGUGUUUCAUUUUCAUUGGCACACAUGUACCUGGCGGCUGUGAUGCAUUUAAAAAAGACACCCUUCUAGUUUGA
Adineta ricciae is the source of this 1362-nucleotide messenger RNA. NCBI's taxonomy places the organism in Eukaryota, Metazoa, Rotifera, Eurotatoria, Adinetida, Adinetidae. The record is from the annotation of a GenBank genome assembly.